AUGUUUCCGCAACGCAAUAUCUUCCGCCUAUCCCAGCGUGCUGGGCAGCAGCUCCGCAGCGCUCCGGUGCGCACUGCUGUGCAGCGCCGCUUCAACAGCACUGAGACGAAGCCUUCUUGGAUGGUCGACAACGAGUUCAACCGCGAAAGAGCCGCUGUCAAGGAGCACGCAGCCGGCACGAGUGACCUCUGGCGAAAGCUGUCAAUCUACGCUGUCAUUCCCGCUCUGAUCCUUGGAGGUAUCAAUGCUUACAACCUCUGGACUGAGCACUGGGAGCACUGGAACCACCUUCCCCCGCUCGAGAAGCGUGUCGAAUACCCCUACCAGAACAUUCGUGUCAAGAACUUCCCUUGGGGAGAUGGAGACAAGACCUUGUUCUGGAACGACAAGGUCAACUACCACAACAAGGACAAGACGACUUAA
Molecule: messenger RNA, 423 nt
Organism: Rasamsonia emersonii CBS 393.64
Lineage: Eukaryota; Fungi; Ascomycota; Eurotiomycetes; Eurotiales; Trichocomaceae
Product: Cytochrome c oxidase subunit 6A, mitochondrial
Exons: 5
Coding region: 1-423 (140 amino acids)
Biological process (GO): mitochondrial electron transport, cytochrome c to oxygen
Cellular component (GO): mitochondrial inner membrane
Molecular function (GO): enzyme regulator activity
Source: RefSeq, a predicted model, not a curated record